AUGGCCAAUUCCCCAAUUCAAUUGUCGCUUCAGACAGCCGGCCAAAGCCCGCCACUGUCGGCUCAAGCCCCAUCGAGUCUCACCCCACCGGUGACGCCUAUAGCCAAAGAAAGGCCUCCAAGAUCAACUCCAAGUCCAUUCCAAAAUUUGGCAAAGCAAACGUCCAUUUCCAAGGACAAUGCCGGCACUCUACAAUUCACCGACGACCUCGAAAUCUGCCAGGACGAGAACAACCGCCCCGCCGAGUUCGGCCGCGGCGUCUGGAGCAUAGUAUACAAAGCGCGCUCAUUGCCACGCCCGCAAACCAAUCUCCCCGGCACACCCCCAAGCUCCCCAACCUCAAGAUCGCAAGUGCUAGCCGUGAAAGCACCACUGCGCCGCGAUGCGCGCCCAGUUCUCAAAGCCGAAGCAUCAACCCUAACCCGCCUCACCUUCACCCAAGGCCACGAGCACUACAUCGUCCCCUUCCACGGCUACAGCGCCGAGCUUAGCGCACUAGUAAUGACCGCCGUCCCCUCCUCCCUGGCACUAUACAUCGAAGAGCAAUCCCAGCUCGCGCGCACCCGCAGACCCGCAACAGCAACAAUGUUCGACCCCGUCCAAGGCCCAGCCUCGUACCAGGAGCUCGCGCGCAAGCUUAUCGCCGGCCUGAACUGGCUGCACCAAGUCGCCGGCGUCGUGCACGGCGACAUCAAACCACACAACAUCCUCCUCCGACCCAUCGACACAGACGAGUGCAGCGAGAACCCCGAGUUCCCUUACGAGCCUCUGUUCGCAGAUUUCUCCGCCACCGUUGAUAUUCCGACGGCCGAUGCGCCGCUCGAUACCACGCGCGCAUCCAUGCCCUCGUUCACGCCGCCGUUCACGGCGCCGGAAAUGCUGGCUUCCCUCACGUCUACUGAGAUGGCGCCGACGCCUGCGUCGGAUGUCUUCUCGCUGGCGGCUACGCUGCUUGCGACUGCGACGGGCGAUUUGCUGCUUUAUCCUAAUAUGAACCAUCGGCUCAGGCUCGAGAUGGCGAGGGCUGGGCAUCAGAUUGUGGAUUUUGCGAGGUCGGGUAUGAAUGGCAGUCGGGUACCGAGGAAUGGGUUCGUUGAGCGCAUUGUUAAGCCGGCUGUUGUUAAGGAUCCGGCGAUGCGCAUUACGACGCCUGAUUGGGUCGAGCUUGCGUCUGCUUGA
Penicillium roqueforti is the source of this 1179-nucleotide messenger RNA. RefSeq names its product protein kinase domain-containing protein. Bases 1 to 1179 code for a protein of 392 amino acids. Gene Ontology annotation, biological process: protein phosphorylation. NCBI's taxonomy places the organism in Eukaryota, Fungi, Ascomycota, Eurotiomycetes, Eurotiales, Aspergillaceae. The transcript has a single exon. The record is from RefSeq and is a predicted model, not a curated record. Gene Ontology annotation, molecular function: ATP binding; protein kinase activity.